CCCCCUCCCUCCCUCCCCCCAUCUACAACUGCCUGCUUGCCCAUCAGACAUGGAGAGGGGAGCGGCGGCGUCGUAGCUUCCUCACUCAGCCCGGGUCGGUUCUUGUUUCGGUAGCCAGCGCGGAGGUGGUGGCGGCAGGAGGAAAGUGGUCGCUUUUGCUGCUGCGCGCGGCCUCUCGGAAUGGCGGCGAGGGCGCCGCCCUCCUCGUGGCGGCGGCGGUGGGCGACGGGGUUCAUGAUGGUGGUGGUUCUUGGUUCGGCGGCGGCGCCGCAAGGGGUUGAAGCAGGAGGCGACGGGGAGGCGCUGAUGGCGCUCAAGGCCGGCUUCGGCAACGCCGCCAACGCGCUCGCCGACUGGGACGGCGGGCGCGACCACUGCGCCUGGCGGGGCGUCGCCUGCGACAACGCCUCCUUCGCCGUCUUCGCCCUGAACCUGUCAAAUCUCAACCUGGGAGGGGAGAUCUCGCCGGCGAUAGGGGAGCUCAAGACCCUACAGUUCGUGGAUCUCAAGGGGAACAAGCUCACAGGCCAAAUCCCGGAUGAGAUUGGGGACUGCGUCUCCUUAAAAUAUCUAGAUUUGUCCUUCAACUCGCUGUAUGGAGACAUCCCCUUCUCCAUCUCCAAGCUCAAGCAACUUGAGGAUUUGAUUUUGAAGAACAACCAGCUCACUGGACCCAUCCCUUCUACAUUGUCCCAAAUUCCAAAUCUCAAAACCUUGGAUUUGGCGCAGAACCAGCUGACAGGCGACAUCCCAAGGCUCAUCUACUGGAAUGAAGUUCUCCAAUACCUAGGCUUGAGGGGUAAUUCACUGACUGGAACCUUGUCACCUGACAUGUGCCAGCUGACUGGCCUGUGGUAUUUUGAUGUAAGGGGCAACAAUCUCACAGGAACAAUUCCAGAGAAUAUUGGGAACUGCACUAGCUUUGAGAUUCUGGACAUUUCGUAUAACCAAAUCUCUGGAGAAAUACCUUACAAUAUAGGUUUCCUUCAAGUAGCCACACUGUCACUUCAAGGAAAUAGACUGACUGGGAAAAUUCCAGAAGUGAUUGGCCUCAUGCAAGCUCUUGCUGUUCUUGAUCUGAGCGAAAAUGAACUAGUAGGGCCCAUUCCUCCGAUACUUGGCAACCUAUCAUACACUGGCAAACUAUAUUUACAUGGCAAUAAACUUACUGGAGAAGUACCACCAGAACUUGGGAACAUGACUAAACUAAGCUACCUGCAACUGGAUGAUAAUGAAUUAGUGGGCACAAUUCCUGCUGAGCUUGGGAAACUGGAAGAGCUAUUUGAAUUGAACCUUGCCAACAACAAUCUUGAGGGCCCUAUUCCUACGAACAUCAGUUCAUGCACUGCUCUAAACAAAUUCAAUGUUUACGGCAAUAGAUUGAACGGCUCUAUCCCUGCUGGUUUCCAAAAUUUGGAGAGUUUGACUUACUUGAAUUUAUCCUCGAACAAUUUCAAAGGCCAGAUCCCAUCUGAACUUGGCCAUAUCGUCAACUUGGACACACUGGAUCUUUCCUACAAUGGAUUUUCUGGACCAGUUCCUGCUACUAUUGGUGAUCUUGAGCAUCUUCUUGAGUUGAAUUUGAGCAAAAACCAUCUUAGUGGAUCUGUGCCUGCUGAGUUCGGGAACUUGAGAAGUGUCCAAGUAAUUGAUAUAUCCAACAACGCCAUGUCUGGUUAUCUCCCUGAAGAACUAGGCCAACUUCAGAACCUUGAUAGUCUGAUUCUUAACAACAAUAGUUUGGCUGGGGAGAUACCUGCUCAGUUGGCUAACUGCUUCAGCUUAAAUACCUUGAACUUGUCAUACAACAACCUUUCUGGACAUAUCCCAUCGGCUAGGAACUUCUCAAAAUUUCCAAUGGAAAGCUUCUUGGGCAAUCCAAUGCUGCGCAUUCGCUGUAAAGACUCCAGUUGCAGCAAUUCUAAUGGACCAAAAGUGGUUCUUUCUCGGUGGGGGAUUGCAUGCAUUGUCUUAGGCUUCAUCGUAUUACUCUGUGUUAUGCUAUUGGCAAUAUAUAAAACAAAUCGACCGCAUCCACUUGUCAAAGCAUGUGAGAAACCAGCGCAAGGGCCUCCAAAGAUAGUACUCCUUCAAAUGGACAUGGCUAUCCAUACCUAUGAUGAUAUUAUGAGGCUGACAGAGAAUUUGAGUGAGAAAUACAUCAUAGGCUAUGGCGCUUCAAGUACUGUGUAUAAGUGUGUGCUCAAGAGUGGCAAGGCCAUUGCUGUCAAGCGGCUUUACAGUCAAUAUAACCAUGGUGCCCGCGAGUUUGAGACAGAACUAGAGACAGUUGGUAGCAUCCGGCACAGGAAUCUUGUGAGCCUUCAUGGCUUCUCCCUCUCUCCUCAUGGAAACCUACUCUUCUAUGACUACAUGGAAAAUGGUUCCUUGUGGGAUCUUCUCCACGGUCCAUCAAAGAAAGUGAAACUUGAUUGGGACACACGUCUGAGGAUCGCAGUUGGUGCUGCACAAGGCCUGGCCUAUCUUCACCAUGACUGCAACCCUCGCAUAGUCCACAGGGAUGUCAAGUCCUCUAACAUCUUGCUCGAUGAGCACUUUGAAGCACAUCUCUCAGAUUUCGGCAUCGCAAAAACUGUCCCUGCUGCCAAGUCCCAUGCGUCCACUUAUGUGCUAGGAACCAUUGGCUACAUUGAUCCAGAGUAUGCCCGGACAUCCAGGCUGAAUGAGAAAUCUGAUGUAUACAGCUUUGGUAUCGUUCUUCUGGAGUUGCUCACGGGGCUGAAGGCUGUCGACAACGAUUCCAACUUGCAUCAGUUGAUACUCUCAAGAGCUGAUGACAACACUGUCAUGGAGGCAGUGGACUCGGAGGUGUCGGUGACAUGCACGGACAUGGGCCUCGUCCGGAAGGCCUUCCAGCUCGCCCUGCUGUGCACCAAGAGGCACCCCAUCGACCGGCCAACCAUGCACGAGGUCGCAAGGGUGCUGCUCUCGCUCAUGCCAGCCCCUGCCGUGAAGCCUGUGACAGCCUCGAAAACAAUCGACUACACCCGCUACCUGGCGACGACGCCCGACAUGGACCAUGGUGGUGCCGACAUCGGCGACAACAGCUCCUCCGACGAGCAGUGGUUUGUUCGGUUCGGCGAGGUCAUUUCCAAGCACACAAUGUGAUGACCAAUCCUCGCCCCAAAAUUUUCUCCUCCCCAAGGUAGAGAGAGCUGGAAGUAAGAAGCUAAGAAAGCAUAGUAGCACAGUGCAGGAAAAUAGGUGUAGGAUCUCUGAAGUUGAUGGAUGUAUGGACAGUGCCAUUGUUCUUCACCUCCUUUUUUUUUCUUUUGCCUUUCUUCUUGGCAUUGGGUGUUAGAAGUGUCUCGUCAGAACAUAAUCAAGAUUUAGGGUUGCUGCGUGGAGGAGUUCUCGGGCAUUCAAGAGUGGAUCGGAAUUGGUAUCA
This is a messenger RNA of Lolium perenne, 3409 nucleotides long. RefSeq names its product LRR receptor-like serine/threonine-protein kinase SIK1. Gene Ontology annotation, molecular function: ATP binding; protein kinase activity; receptor serine/threonine kinase binding. The record is from RefSeq and is a predicted model, not a curated record. NCBI's taxonomy places the organism in Eukaryota, Viridiplantae, Streptophyta, Magnoliopsida, Poales, Poaceae. Gene Ontology annotation, biological process: protein phosphorylation; stomatal complex morphogenesis; embryo sac development.